This is a messenger RNA of Medioppia subpectinata, 561 nucleotides long. The record is from the annotation of a GenBank genome assembly. NCBI's taxonomy places the organism in Eukaryota, Metazoa, Arthropoda, Arachnida, Sarcoptiformes, Oppiidae.
GAUGCGAAGGAAUGCGCGAAAUAUCCGGGAUUUGUGACCAAAUUCUGUGAGAAAGAUCCGGUUCACGUGGACUUUGAGAACUAUCGUCAUGUGUGUCAUAAAUGGCACUAUAGGCUAACCAAAGCAUUCAUAUUAUGUCUGGAUUCUGCGGAUUACAUACAGAUCAGGAAUUCGCUCAUUAUAUUGACCAAAGUAUUGCCACAGUUUCCAGUGAUGAUUAGCUUCGCUCAGGCUAUUGAACGCCGCGUCGAUAACAUCCGCAACGAAGAGAAAGAGAAACGACCGGAUCUCUACGCUUUGGCCACUGGAUAUUCGGGUCAAUUGAAGGCUCGAAAGUCUAAUUUUAUACCCGAAUCCGAGUUUCAUAUCAAAGAGAAUAAGAAAGGCGUUCAACAAACGAACGCUCAAAACAGCGCUCAAAAAGUGGAAAUUAAUAACAAUGCGGUUAAAAAGGAAGUGAAAACUGAAGCCAUUGUUAAUAACGAUGAAAAGAAUGCUUCAAAGUCUAAGAACGGCAUCGACUCGAGCGACAAGAAAAAGGAGAUUAAGAAGGAUUCAAAA